AUGGGUGUUGGUGGACACAAACAUCAUUUUAAUGAUAGUCAUAUUGAAAAAGAAAUGAAAGGAAUUGGUGAUGCUGAUCCAUUAACAAAAUUAAAAGAAUUAUGUAGUGAAGAUCAUGCAUGUGAAAAAUUUAAAAGUCGUUUACAACAAUGUACGGAUAGGGUUCAAAAUAAAUCAUAUACGAAAGAAACAUGUAAUGAAGAAUUAUUGGAUUUUCUUCAUUGUGUUGAUGAAUGUUGGUCACCACAUAUAUUCAAAUAUUUGAAAUAA
This is a messenger RNA of Rotaria sp. Silwood1, 270 nucleotides long. Lineage: Eukaryota; Metazoa; Rotifera; Eurotatoria; Philodinida; Philodinidae. The record is from the annotation of a GenBank genome assembly.